Molecule: messenger RNA, 1011 nt
Organism: Ceratitis capitata (Mediterranean fruit fly)
Lineage: Eukaryota; Metazoa; Arthropoda; Insecta; Diptera; Tephritidae
Product: fibrinogen C domain-containing protein 1
Exons: 5
Coding region: 1-1008 (335 amino acids)
Source: RefSeq, a predicted model, not a curated record
AUGGCACAACAUCUCUUACUUUUGAGCAUAUUGCUGUGGCAUUAUUUUUUCUACACCGUUAAAUGUCAGACGCCAAUACAAAUUAAUUCCAAACCAUCGCCAUUUCACAUGUAUUUUUGUAACGAUGAGCUACUGAAGGAAACAGUCGAUAAAGUGGAACAACUUGAUCUCAAGUUGGAUUACAUCACACAACGUUUGGACGAAGUAUUGAGUUCAAUACAGGAACCACUUUUGCGCGAAAUGAAAAACACUUUGGAAUCAUUUGAAUUCAAAAUGGUAGAUAACAGUAACCAACGGUUUGAAGUCAGACAGAGACAAGACAAGAAAGCAAGCACUUGUGCAGGAGCAAUGAUACAGAGGAAUGGUACAUUUGCCAAGAGUAGCACUUACUAUUUGCACAUACCAGAAUAUCUACCACGUCCUUUUGCGGUGUAUUGUCUACAAGACCCUGACGGCGGUGAGCCCUGGACUAUAAUACAACGUCGACUAAAUGACAGAACCAAUUUCUAUCGUGGCUGGAAUGAGUACGAACAUGGCUUUGGUAAUUUGUUUUAUAACCACUUCUUAGGUCUCGAUAAAAUACACGCUCUAACACAAUCGCAAUCGAAUGAGUUGUGGGUGCAAUUGGAGAGCUUCUCCAAUGAGACAAGUUAUGCGAAAUACGAAACUUUCGCCAUCGAUGGUGCUAGCGGAAAGUAUGCGCUGAGUGUGUUGGGCAAAUAUAUAGGCACGGCUGGCGAUUCUCUACGCUUUCAAUGGGGACAAAAGUUCUCAACCAAAGAUAGUGAUAAUGAUGUGUCGCCAGAGCAUUGUGCCCAGCAGCACAGAGGUGCUUGGUGGUAUAAAGACUGUCUGAACAGUAAUCUCAACGGUGAGUAUUUGGAUGCAAACGAAACUACGAAUCUAAAUUCCGAAGGUAUUAUCUGGCAAACGUGGCUUGGGCGACAACAUUCAUUGCAGUCUGUACACAUGGCUAUAAGACCGCUAAAGCGGAAAACUUAUCUUUGACAA